Messenger RNA from Saitoella complicata NRRL Y-17804, 468 nucleotides. RefSeq lists its product as uncharacterized. NCBI's taxonomy places the organism in Eukaryota, Fungi, Ascomycota, Saitoellomycetes, Saitoellales, Saitoellaceae. The transcript has 2 exons. The coding region runs from base 1 to 468 and encodes 155 amino acids. The record is from RefSeq and is a predicted model, not a curated record. Gene Ontology annotation, molecular function: ribonucleoside-diphosphate reductase inhibitor activity. Gene Ontology annotation, cellular component: nucleus; cytoplasm.
AUGUUCCAAGCAAAGAGACAGAACACCUCCGCUUUGUUCAACGCCGCGGCUGCACCGUCAUUGAGUCAGAGCGCACACGUCCCGUUGUCUCCUGAUGUCCAGCGGAAUCUUUUCCAGGUCGGCAUGCGUGUCCGCAAGUCAGUAAACGCAGGUUACAAAACCAAAACCCAAUCCAUCUUCCCUACGACCGAGAAGAACGUCACUCCACCCCCUACCUUCAUCCUUUCUACUUCAUCUACGCUUUUCAACCCCGCAGCAGCACCCCAUGGUCUUCUUCCGUUCAGUGCUGGACCAGUGAAGAGCUUGAAGAGAAGUAGGAGCGAUCAGGAUGACGAGGUCGAGCCGUUGAGUCAGGAUGUUAUUAUGGGUGAUGGAGGGCGCUUGGCGGGAUCGCAGAGGAACGUUGAUGUUACACCUGAGAACGACUUUGAGGAGGCAAGUUUCUUGCAGCCCAUCGAGAGGCUCUAA